AUGUGCAGUGAGGCGAAUAUUAGAAACACGUUGGCAUUUCUCUUCCCCGAGAAUGCCGCUCAACCAUCUCUAGCGGACAUGAGCCGCUUUGUCAAAUCGAUAACUGGUGAUAAAUCGCAGAUGGAGACGGCUUAUAAAAUCUCCGACGAGAAAUCGGUUUUCAUUCGAUUUAAAACCGAAGAUGCAAUGCAGUUUUCCCUGGAGAACAACAGCAAGAUUCUCCCAUUCCAUUACACCAAUGGGAAAGAAGUUCUGGUUCGCAUGUCCGUGGCAGGAAAUUCUCGAUAUGUGCGGGUUUACGAUCUUCCACCGGAAAUAUCAGAUCGCGACGUCUCUUCCGUGAUGUCCAAGUUUGGUAAGAUAAAGCGCACCAUACGCGAACGCUUUCCAGCAGAGUACCAGCUGGAUAUGUUCACUGGGGUACGUGGAAUCUAUAUGGAUGUAGAACAGGACAUCCCAGAGGUACUCUAUUUCCAUAACCGUAAAGGUAGGGUCCAUUAUGAGGGAAUGAAGGUAAAGUGUUUUUCAUGCAAAUCUGAAACGCACAAGAAAAAAGUUUGUCCGAUUCUGCAACAAAAGCGUGAUGCAAAGCAGCAGCAGCAGCAGCCUAUAGUAAACAACACCACGUUGCUGGCUGGAAUGAAAGAAAUCGAAACAAUUUCUGGUUUAUGUGAUAGCGAUCCCAGCGGAGGUAAACAGCGAGAUAUGGAAUUGAUGCAGAAAGUAAAGAAAACUAAGAAGAAGCGGCAACAACCAUCGGAAUCCGAAACAGUUGAAGCAGUAAAUCCAUCUACAAGCGAGAAAGACAAAAACCCCGUUUCGCACUCGUCGGACCCACCUCUCGAAAAAAGACGAUUCAGAGUGCCGACGUACGAUUGGAUAGAUGAUGAACGUGAACGUGAACAAAUUAUAGCUGACGACAAAACGAGAAUAGCAGCAGCGUACAACAUUAGUGUGGACCAAGUUGAAGUGUAUCAUGAUUAA
Armigeres subalbatus is the source of this 984-nucleotide messenger RNA. RefSeq lists its product as uncharacterized. Gene Ontology annotation, molecular function: nucleic acid binding. The record is from RefSeq and is a predicted model, not a curated record. The transcript has a single exon. Lineage: Eukaryota; Metazoa; Arthropoda; Insecta; Diptera; Culicidae. Bases 1 to 984 code for a protein of 327 amino acids.